This is a messenger RNA of Diabrotica virgifera virgifera (western corn rootworm), 15779 nucleotides long. RefSeq names its product protein obstructor-E (gene Cpap3-d1). NCBI's taxonomy places the organism in Eukaryota, Metazoa, Arthropoda, Insecta, Coleoptera, Chrysomelidae. The transcript is spliced from 4 exons. Gene Ontology annotation, molecular function: chitin binding. The record is from RefSeq and is a predicted model, not a curated record. Bases 124 to 813 code for a protein of 229 amino acids. Gene Ontology annotation, cellular component: extracellular region.
CUUAAAACUCUUAAGCAUUCGCAUGGCGAUCGGUCGCGCGUAUAGAAAGUGUGAAGUGUCCAGUCCAGCAAAGAGCUGCAGUUUAUUUAACUUUUAGUUUAGUCAAGGAUAAAGGCAGUCGACAUGAGAGCGCUUACCAUUACUAUCCUUUCUUUGGCUGCUUUCGCAAAUGGUGGCGUACUAGUCCAGGACGCCCCAGCUUGCCCAGAGCAGCAUGGAGUUCAAGCUUAUGCCCACCCUGAAUCCUGCAACCUGUUUUUCCUGUGUACAAACGGAACCUUAACUGUAGAAACCUGCGAAAAUGGUCUUCUCUUUGACGGAAAAGGCAAUGUAUACAAUCACUGUAACUACAACUGGGCUGUUGAUUGUGGAAAGAGGAAAGCUGACUUAACGCCCAUCAGUACUCCAGGAUGUGAAUACCAAUUUGGCAUUUACCCAGAUGGGCCAGAAUGUUCAGUCCACUUUAUCAAAUGCGAAUACGGAGAACCAAUUCCAAACCAAUGUGAUGCUGGUUUAGUGUACGAUGAACGCAUCCACGGAUGUAAUUGGCCAGAUCUUUUGGCAGAAAAAUGUAAUCCAGAAGCUGUGGUCGGCUUCAAGUGCCCAACCAAGGUCCCGUCCAACAGUCCCGCAGCCAAGUUCUGGCCCUAUCCUCGCUUCCCCGUUCCUGGUGACUGCCAUCGUUUGAUCACCUGCGUUAACGGAUACCCACGACUCAUCACUUGCGGAGAAGGAAAAGUAGUGGACGAGCACAGCCUCACAUGCGAAGAACCAGAGCUGGUGCCGCACUGCGCUAAUCACAUCAGAAAGUAAAGAGGUACCGAGUCUGGAAGUCGAGUCGUGCGGAUGGUUUAGUUUAGUUUUUUGGGAUUUUGAAUAACUACGAUGAAUGGCAGAUAGAUCUGGUAGCUAUAGAUGUAAAUGUGAUACGAUUAAUGGUUUUAAAAAUGUUGAUGUAAUAUUAAAAUUUAAUAUAACAUAAAAUUGUUUACCUUCUUUUGCAUCUAUAGAUACCAGAUUUAGUGCAUUAAAUAGAGAGUAAGGCUACUUUCUGCUAGACGUGAAUUAUUGCAAAACUGAUAUAAAGGAUAUUUGCAAAAAUUAAAUUUGUAUUAUGUCAAGUAACCAAUUUUUAAGUGGCGUUUAUAACGAUAUUGGAUCUUUACAUGUUAUGAGUUUCAAAUCAUGGCUAGAUUCUACUUUUUUGUGUAUAUUAUAAAUAAGAUGCUCUACAAGUUCAUUCCGUAUGUAAACUCGUCGUUAUGUCCUGCAACAAUAGAAUUUGGAAAUACGUAAAUCCAGUGGCGGCUCGUACCACUUUAAGAAGGUAGUGCCAGAACUCGGGCAGCCGCCAAAAUUUUUAGUGACGGAUUCACGAUAUUGUCAAAACAAGGUAUACUGACAACAAAAACUAAAAAAAAAAAUAUGCGCGGAUACUUUUAUCUUAUGUAUCUUAAGUUUAUUGAUCUGAGGUGCCAAGCAAUUGUCCAACAUUAAUCAAAACCGUUCCGUAAAUUAAUUAAUAAUAAAAACCUCUUAACCUACUACCAGCAUUUACUGCUGAUAGUGAUAGUGCUAGAAAAUUGUUAUUAGGAUUUAGUCUCUAUUUACCAAUUUAUAAAAAUAAUACUUCAUUAUUCACACACAUGCAUAAAUUUUUGUAAUGUCACUUUUAAAGUUUACGAUAUAUGAAGUUCAUUCUUCUAUUUUUGAUUGCAAAGUUUUCAAUGACUUUAUAAUUAAAAUUAUCAAUACAAUUUACAAAAUGCUUUUCUGCAGAUAGCAUACCUAAAGCACAUGUUUUAACAUCGAAAAACAGCGUUCUGCUUCAGAUGUUGAUAUAAGAAUGGUAACUAAAAUACUUAAAAGUUUAAUAGUUUCUUCAAAUGUGCUUUUUAAACCUUCCCUCUACAAUAAAACCGAUAGCGAAACAGCCUAGAGGUAGUACUUAAUUCGUCUCGCUAAUACAGUACCUACUUUUGUUUUAAACCGAGUUUUGUUUAAAAAUUAAAAUUGUCUCCAUGUUUCAUUAAGAAAUGAUUCGAAAAACUGAUGCUUAUACGCAGAAAACUUCUCCGACAUAAAUAAAUUAGAAGCAACUAAAUGUCCGGAGAAGGUGGACCUUUGAAAGAUCUGGUACUUUGAAUAAUAUGAAGUCGUUGUCUAAUUCGGCGCUAAAUUUGACCAUCUCCUUAAAUAUGCCUCUAUUUUUUGAAUUUUCUUUUUCGUCGUGACCUCUUAAAGCUAACUCGAAAGCUCCACAACACCUUAUAACAUUUGUAGUUUUUUUUUUCUAGCGAAAAACCACCAAUAAUUUUUUUUAAGAUACUAAUCUUCAUUGUCAAUUAAUAAAUUAAACUUGAGAAAUAAUCAAAAUAUUAUCAAAAUACCCACGAUCAUGAUGCACUAAAAGUUUAAUUAUAAAUACAAAAACUUUUUAACAGAAAAUAUACAUAACAAAAGCGACAAACCAGCACGUAAAGAAACUCAAAAUAAAUAGACGUGACAUCAUACUCUCGUGCCUGGCACAGAGAUUCUAAUUUUAAGGUAUACUAAUAGUCCAAUAUAGCUCUUUCUCUGUCACUUGCAUAGAAUACUCGUAAAAUCUUUCUCUCCUUAGUCGUGCCAGUACUGACUUGCACGAACGAGAAUCUCCUGUCGAAUACUCUCCGCUGUCGGCAGGGAUUGUAUUACGCCCAUAGUUGCCAUAUUUUAUAUAAUUUAUGAAGAUCAAAAGAAAUACACACAAAAAAAUUAACAGGAAUUAAAAAGUUUUGAAGAUAAAAAAUAUGUUUCUGCAUAGUUAGCAAGGUAGUGCCAUAGCUCUAUGGCACUACCUCACGGGCCGCCACUGCGUAAAUCUGGAACACAAGGUGGACGUUUCUAGUGUUUGUACUUUAAUUUCACCAAUUUUGCCUUUAGCGCAUCUCUAAUAUAUCUAAUCAUACGCAUUGCCAUGGUAACAGGUUAUUUUUAUCUUCUAUAAACGAUUUUUGUAAUAUUUUCCUGUUAGGAUUAGGAGUUUGAAGGUAAUCAAUUAACAAGAUUCCGCUUCUAUCCCUAAAAUUGAUGCCUUUUUAUAAGAUUUUUCAACAAUAUCAAGUAAAACGAUGAGCAGAAACUUAAUUGAGAAAUAUGCUUAGAAAUACGUCUUCGUCCCUAAGAUGUUUAAAAUAAUAAGCAUACUGUUACAGACCAAGCUCCUCAACAAACAACUAAAUGAAAAGAUGAUCCACUGGUUAUGCAUCCAACGCUACAAGUUUAUGUGCGCAAAAAAUAAUAUUAAAUAAAAACAAGAUAACAUAAACAAACAAAACAACUUCGAUAACAAUUCGAUUAUCAUAUCUUGAGAUAUUGAAACAAGACCCUUUUGGAAUAAAGAAUAGAUGAAAGACUUUGGUUAAAAGUUUAUGACUAGCGAAAUGAAAACAAGAUCAUUUCUAUUGAUGUAUUUUUUAUCAUUUCAUCAACCCACUCUCCUUCUCCUCAUUUCUUGAGCCCGUAUCAGGAUGUGGUGACUAGUGAUGUUGAUUAUAGUUACUUUCGAGUAUUCGUUACAAAUUGUUACUUUUGUGUAAAGUAAUCAUUUACAGUAUUCGUUACUUUGAUUACUAUGAUUACUUUUGUUAGAUACUUUUGUAUUUGAGUACUGGUAAUCAUAUCGGGAAUCGUAUUUCUCAGUAUGUAGGUAUUUUGCAUAGGUAUUCCGAUACAACAACGACCUUCACCGAUCUAUUUAAGGGAUAAAAAUAAUUUGAUUACUAUGAUUACUUUUGUUACUUUUCUAUUUAAGUACCGGUAAUCAUAUCGAGAAUCGUAUUUCUCAGUAGGUAGAUAUUUGGUAUAGGUAUAAAUAUAGAUCUAAAUAAAAAUAUAGGGUUCUCGCAUUCGAUCUUUGUUAAUGACAUACAUUCCAUAUUUUACCUCCAUUAUACCUCCCUCUGUUUCAUCUUCUAUCUUCUCUUUACCCUCUCAGUGUGAGGCUUUGAGGCUCACACCCUUAAAACGCUUCAUACCGACAACUAUAUUCGAUAACACUCGUAAAAUACCGGUCCCGUCCGUUACUCGCUGGGAUACGAUUGGUAGAAAGUAAUCAAGUGUACUGGUUGUCGAUACAAUAGUCGUUACUCGCUGUGAUACGAUUGAUACGAAGUAAUCAGAGUAAUCAAAGUAGAUACAAAAUAGUCGUUACUCGCUCUGAUACAAUUGGUACGAAGUAAUCAGAGUAAUCAAAGUAGAUACAAUAGUCGUUACUCGCUCUGAUACGAUUGGUACGAAGUAAUCAGAGUAAUCAAAGUAGAUACAAUAGUCGUUACUCGCUCUGAUACGAUUGGUACGAAGUAAUCAGAGUAAUCAAAGUAACGAUUUGUUUCUCUGUAUAGUAAUCGUUACUUUCGGUAUUCGUAAGUAACGAGUACUUUGUAACGAAUAGAUACUUUUUCAACAUCUUAGUGGUGACUCUCUAAAUAUUGUUAGCUUGAUCUCCAUUGGCGCUGAUACUAUGCCAGAUAAACGACAUCAUGAUAUGGUCCAGACUUCAUUUCCCACCAUAGUCUUCAUUUUGUUUACCCAUCGUGUUUGAGAUCGUCCUCUUGGUUUUCAGCCUUCUAUUGCAUCUACUACCAGUAGUUCUAGCAAACUCUACUUCGAUCCAAAUAAUCUAACAUCUUACAUCUGUUAGAGCGACGUAAGUGUUAUUCUUGCUUUUGCUUUUAAAGUAAAAUAAUUGUGAGAAACUCUAAAGUUUUCACUGUUAUGUUCUUUAUUAGCUUUCUGUUCCUUUUCUAAUGUUGCGCAAAUAUUUAUGACGUUCCUUUUACAUUUAGAUAUAAACCAAAUAUUCCAAAAUUUCUUAUUUAAUGAGAGGAUCUGAAAAUAGCACAUAUUCUAUUCCAUUCUCUAUUCUAUACUCUAUUCUAUACUCUAUUCUAUACUCUAUUCUAUUUUCUAUUAUAUUCUCUAUUCUAUUCUCUAUUAUAUUCUGUAUUCUAUUCUCUAUUCUAUUCUCUAUUCUAUUCUCUAUUCUAUUCUCUAUUCUAUUCACGCAUCUACUCUUCAUUCUCUUCUCUUUUCUAUUUUCUGUCCUACUUUCUAUUCUAUUCUCUAUAUGAUUUUCUUUCUCUUCUAUUUUGCAUUUUUUAAUCUAUUUUCUUUAAAUUUCUUAAUUAUAUUUUCUAUUCUAUGUUCUAUUCUAUUCCUUACUUUAUUUUGAUCUCUAUUCUAGUCUAUAGUCUAUUCUAUAUUUUUUAUUCUAUUUUCUAUUGUUUUUUUCUUCUAUUCUCUGUUUUAUUUAUAUUAUUUUCUUUAUUCUAUUUUCUAUUCUAUUCGUUAUUCUACUUUAUUCUCUACUAUAUUCUAUUUUUUAUUUUAUUCUCCAUUAUCUUCUCUAUACUCUAUCCUAGUCUCUAUUAUAUUGUAGCUUUUACUCUGUUCUCUAUUUUAUUCUCUUUUCUAUUCUCUAUUAAAUUCUUUGUUAUAAUCUCUAUUCGACUUUCUAUUCUAUUGUCGAUUUUAUUCUCUAUUCUAUUCUCUUCUAUUUUCUCGUCUAUUUUUUAUUCUAUUAUCUAUUCUAUUCUCUAUUCUUUAAGCUUUAAGUUUAAUGUAAUUGUUCUCCUUUAAAUAUUUGUAAAUCAAAAAAUAUCAUUUUUGAGAUAUUAAAUUAUAACUUAACACAAAUUCUAUUUAAUGAUCAACCAUACGAAUAUUGAUUUGUUUUGUAAAUAUUUAUACUGUCUAUGUGAGCCUUACUCUUUAUACAAUAAAUAUAUAUUAAUAAAUCUUACAGAAGUCAAAAUACUCGACUAUUUUUUUAAAUGUAUUUUAACUUUGGAUUGUACAUAUUUUUCACAAGAACUUUCAUAUAUCACGAAACUAAGUACAUAAGUAAACAAUUUGCACAAACUUGAUAUUUUGCUUUGUUCCGCGAUAUUUAAAAGCUGUCGCUUUGGGACUGCAUUCAUCAAUUUACUCUAUUCACAAAAUUUUAAGUAAUCUGCGGAAUAUUCACAUUUCCAAUAUUUUAAUUCAGGUGACUGUUCUUAUUGUUUUCUACCAUACAGUAAAUCGUGUUUAUUAUCAGACAACAGAUGGAUAAAACGUAUUGUCAAUUGAAGGCCAAGACAAGAAGCACUUCAGAGCAGGUGUUAGCAGUAACUGGAUGCAACAUCCAGCAGACAGAAACAGAAGGAAUGAGAUGAGGGAGACCUAUGUCUAGCGGUGUAUGCGUACAGGUUGAUGAUGAUGGUGAUGCAUAAACUAAUGGUGCCUACUCAAAAAGCAUUACAAUGCAUUACAGUUAACAAACGAAACGAGAGUUACAGUGACGAAUUGUAGUUGCGUAAGAGAUAAAAAUAUGACAACUAAAAAAUUAUUAUGAGGAGAAUUGAUUUAUACUAUUUGAAAGUAAAUCAAUGGCUAUUCAUCAUAGUAUACAGGGUGUAACAAAAAUACAGGUCAUAAAUUUAAUCACAUAUUCUGGGACCAAAAAUGGUUCGAUUGAACCUAACUUACCUUAGUACAAAUGUGCACAUAAAAAAAGUUACAGCCCUUUGAAGUUACAAAAUGAAAAUCGAUUUUUUCCAAUAUAUCGAAAACUAUUGGAGAUUUUUUAUUGAAGAUGAACAAGUGGCAUUCUUAUGGUAGUAGUAUCUUAAGAAAAAAUUAUAGUGAAAUUUAGACAUCCUAUAAAAGUUUUAUGGGGGUUUUGUUCCUUUAAACCUCCCCAAACUUUUGUGUACGUUCCAAUUAAAUUAUUAUUGUAGUGCCAUUUGUUAAACACAGUAUUUUAAAAAAAUUUUUGCCUCUUGGUACUUUUUCGAAAAGUCAGUUUUUAUCGAGAUAUUUUGAAUAUUUGUCAAAUCCACCACAUAUUUGUAUAUGGCUAAGUACGAUUAUGGAGACUUGAUAAUAAUAGGAAAAUUUAUUUAUUAUUUACAUUUUUAGGUAUAUUUUGAACCAUAUUAAAAAAGAAGCCACAUCUCGAUAAAAGGUGCCUUAUCGAAAAAAUACAAAGAACCAAAAAAGUUUUAAAAACACUGUGUUUAACUAAUGGUAUCGUAGUAAUAGUUUAACUGGAACGUACACAACCAUUUGGGGGGUUUAAAGGAACAAAACCCCCAUAAAAUCUUUAUGUAAACAUAUUAGAAAAGAAGCCGCAACUCGAUAAAAACUGCCUUGUCGAAAAAAUACUAAGAGCCAAAAAAGUUUUAGAAAUAUUGAAUUUAACUAAUGGUAUCACAAUAAUAAUUUAAUUGGAACGUACACAAAAGUUUGGGGGGGUUUAAGGGAACAAAACCCCCAUAAAAUUUUUAUGGGGUUCACAAAUUUCACUAUAAUUUUUCUUUACGAUAUUCCUGCCAUAAAAAUUCCACAUGUCCAUUGUCAAUAAAAAAUCUCUAAUAGUUUUCGAUAUAUUCGAAAUAAUCGAUUUUCAUUUUGUAACUUCAAAGGGCUGUAACUUUUUUUAUGUGCAUAUUUGUACUAAGGUAAGUUAGGUUCAUUCGAACUAUUUUUGGUCCCAGAAUAGGUGAUUUAAUUUAUGACCUGUAUUUUUGUUACACCCUGUAUAUUCGUUAUAAAAGUGGUCUCCCAGUGGACGCUUGCCAGCUGGUUUUUCUUCUAUCGCAAUUAUUCUUGGUAGUCUGUGCUUCUCCAUUCUUUUUACAUGACUGAAGCAAUCUCUUCGUCUUUUUCUACCCCAUUUUACUACAUCUUGCACGUUGCACGCCACAUUGUUCCCUGAUGAUGUUGGUUCGUAUUCUAUCCCUUCUUGUCUUCCCUGCUAGUGUCUUCAUUUCGGCUGUUCGUAGCAUGCUUUUUGGUUUUAUUGGUGUCUUCUCUUGAUUCAAUACGAGGUCUGAUGCAAGUUCUAUAAAUUCUAUCUUUGCUGUCCAUUCUCAUAAUGGGUUAUUCCAGACCACAUCUCCCAAACAUCCGGACAUGACAGCGGACUUGUUUAUUUGUCCUCUUAGGUCUCUGGCUGAGUCAUGAUAACUUGAUAAAUCUACAUCUAUGUAGAUAUUUGAACUGGAUUAGCUGUUCCAUGGGUGUUGCUUUCAUAAGUGGUAUAAAACAUUUGGGUUUUAAUAUUUCUCUCGUGUUUAGUAGGUAUUGAUAUUUGAACCACUGAACAUUUUGAAAACAUCUAGACGUGGCAGAAGAAGUUCUUGUGAGAAAUAUAUUUUUUAAAUUUGAAAACAAAAAGUAUAUGUUGAACAAAAGAUUGCCUAUUUGGAGAUUCUUAUUCAACUUUUUUUUAAUUGAAUAUAGCUACAACAAAUAAUUUAUAAAAUGGUUAGUAGGUAUAUAUCUAGAAGUAAUUGGAUAUGUUUUUGUAUUGUAGAAAGGAAUAUUUUUUUGUAAAUAAAUCUCAGUUACCAAAUUUUAUUUUCCUGUUCUGAUGCAUAAUCACAAACUGCGGUUUACUUCAAUUUUUAUCUUUUUAUGUGUUUUGAUGUACCAACUUCAAUACAUAACAAUAUAAUUUAAUUUAAAAUUCUAACAAAAAAAUGUAGUUUGGUUGUUACAGUUUCCGUUUUCUGUGUUAAUUCGGUUUUUUUGUUUUUCGAUUUUGUUUACUUAUUAUCUAUUGAUAUUACAACUUCUCAUUUUAUUGUUUGUCUGCAUCUUACUCUAUUUUCUAAAUAUUCUAUAUAUUUACAUAAUUCUAUUUUAUCUUAUAUUCUAUUAUAUUAUCUAUUAUAUUCUCUAUUCUAUCCUCUCUUCUAUUCUCUUUUCUAAUCUUUAUUUUACUCUCUAUUCCUUCUAUAUUCUAUUAUAUAUUAUAUUUUUUAUUUUCCUCUCUAUUAUAGUAUAAUAGAUAAUAUUAUUCUCUGUUCUUUUGUCUAUUAUAUUUCGUAUUCUUAUCUCUAUUCUAUUCUCUACUCGAUUAUCCACCCUAUUCUAUAUUCUAUUAUCUAUUCUAAACCCUUUUCCAUUCACUACUCUUUUCUUUAUUCUACUCUCUAUUGUAUUUUCUAUUCUAUUUUUAUUAUUACAUUCUCUAUUCUACUCUCUAUAUUUUAUUCUCUAUUCUUUUGCCUAUUCUAUUAUAGUCUCUAUUUUAAUAUCUAUCCUAUACAUUUCUCUAUAUUAUUCACUAUACUAUACUCUUUUCUAUUCUGUAUUUUAUUCUCUAUUAUUUUUCUAUUGUAUUUUCUAUUCCCUUACCUAUUAUAUUUUCUAAUCUAUUCGCUAUUUUUUAUCUUCUUUAUUCUCUAUUUUAUUCUUUAUUCUAUUUUCUAUUAUUUUUUCUAUUCUAUCCUAUAUUUCGUUCUCUAUUCUAUUCUCUAUUGUAAUCUCUAUUAUACAUUUUUUUCUAUUCUAUUAUUUAUUCCAUUUUAAACUCUAUUCUAUUCUCUAAUAUAUUCUCCAUCCUAUCCCAUAUUCCAAUCUAUAUUGUAUUCUCUAUUCUAAUCUCUACUUUGUUCUCUAUCUGAUCCUCUAUACUAUUCUCUAUUCGAUGUUAUAUUAUAUUCUCUAUUCUUUUUCCACUUCACUUUUCUUUACUCUAUUUUGCUUACUAUUAUAUUCUAUAUUUUAUUCUCUUUUACUUUCUCUUUUCUAUUCUCCAUUAAAUUUUCUAAUCUUUGUUGUAUUCUCUAUUCUACAAAAUUUAUUCCUUAUUCAUUUCUCUUUUAUAUUCUCUACUCUAUGCUCUAUUCUAUUCUUAAAUAUAUUUUUUAUUCCAUUGUAUAUAUUAUUUUCUAUAUGUACUACUUUCUAUCCUGUUAUAUUUUAUAUUUUACUUAUUCCUUAUCCUAUUUACUUCCUUUUUUCUUCUGUUCGACUGUUCUCUCUGUUCGACUCCCUAUUCUACUCUCCUCUAUAUUCUGCUAUUUCAUUUUCUACUGUAUUCUCUAUUUUAUUUUCUAUUCUAUUCUAUUCUCUAUUCUAUUCUGUAUUCCAUUCUCUAUUCUAUUCUCUAUUCUAUUCUCUAUUCUAUUCUCUAUUCUAUUCUCUAUUCUAUUCUCUAUUCUAUUCUCUAUUCUAUUCUCUAUUCUAUUCUCUAUUCAUUCUCUAUUCUAUUCUCUAUUCUAUUCUCUAUUCUAUUCUCUAUUCUAUUCUCUAUUCUAUUCUCUAUUCUAUUCUCGCAUCUAUUCUUCAUUAUUUUCUCUUUUCUAUUUUCUGUCCUACUUUCUAUUCUACUCUCUAUUUGAUUUUCUUUCUCUUCUCUUUUGCAUUUUUUAAGCUAUUUUCUUUAAUUUCUUUAUUAUAUUUUGUAUUCUAUGUUCUUUUCUAUGCCUUAUAUUUUUUAUUCUAUUUUCUAUUGUUUUUACUCUGUCCUCUAUUUUAUUCUCUUUUCUAUUCAAUUUUCGAUUUUAUACUCUAUUCCAUUCUCUUCUAUUUUCUAUUCUAUUAUCUAUUCUAUUCUCUAUUCUAUUCCCUAUUAUAUUCUCUAUUCUCUUAUCUAUCCUACUCUCUAUUAUAUUCGUUAUCCUAUUCUCUGUUCUAUUCUCUACGCUAGUCUCUAUUCUAUUCACUAUUAUAUUUUCUCUUCUAUUCUAUAUUUUAAUCUCUAUUCUGUUUUCUAUUAUAUUUUAUAUUAUCUGACCUACUCUAUUCUCUAUUUUCUUUUUUAUUAUAGUCUCUUCUAUUCUCUAAUUUAUUCUAUAUUCUAUUUUCUAUUUUCUAUUCUAAUCUUUAGUCUAUUCUAUAUUCUAUCUUCUUUUUUAUUCUUUUUGACAUUUUCUAUUUUAAUCUCUAUUCUAUUCUUUGUUCUAUUCUCUAUUCCAGGCUCUAUUAAAUUCUGUUAUAUUGUUGUUUAAUGUAAUUUUUCUCCUUUAAAUAUUUGUAAAUAAAAAAAUAUCGUUUUUACGUUAUUAAAUUAUAACUUAAAUAUUAUUGUAUAAAGGGACACACCCAGAUAUUGAUAGAAGUCUUCUAAGAAAGAAUAACUUUUAUUUUACUAACAAUUUUUAAAAAGGAAUCAACAGACUUGUUGCUGUUUUCUCUAACAUUCUCAUCUCAAGAUAAAAAGAAUGUGUGAUAUAAUUUAAGUAUGAAGAGGAAGUAAUGUUUUUUGAAUACUAUUCUGAAAAGCUUAAGUUUUUAAAUACUGACACAUUUUGAAUUCAGCCCAUAAUUUGUUCAACCCAAUUUAAAAUUUAAAAAUUUAAUAUUUAAAAAAUUAAUUUUACCAUAUUUUAAACGUACCUAUAGUUAAUUAAUUUAUAUACCUUUACGAUAAGUACCAACCACUGCCUUAGUUAUAGUCAAAAACUUGUUCAAAUCAAAUCGUUUCGAAUGAAAAUACUUGUGAUAGACCAUCAAGACCAUACCCCAGAGAUUUAGUCACAUUUUUUCCUUAAAAUCGACUUGAUUUGCUAUUUUAUUCUAUUUUAUUUAUUCUCUUAUGUUAUGUAUUUUAUUUACUUAGCCAAUUGUUAUGUAGGUUUAAAGCAUGUUAGAUUUAUUGGUGUUGGUUUUUAAAUAAGGGAUACUUGGUAUUUUAUUAGGAAAAUAAUUAUUUAUAUAUUUAUUUUUUAUGUUUUUAUAUAAGAUUAAUUACCCAAGGGUUGUUAUGUUUGAUAUUUAAUAAGACUGGGUGUGUGUUUCUGAUAGUCAGAUUUGGUGUUUCAAAAGUACUAAAAACUUUAGAAAAAAUACACAAACCAAAAGUUAUUAUUUGGGAAAAAGUUAUUAUUUUUUACUAAUUUCCUUUAAAAAUUUAGAAGUUAUACUGUCAUUUGUUAUUUUACUUUGUACUCAUUGAUGUGCUUACCUAUUACCACUCUAUUUCGUUAUAUUCGUUUAUAUCCUGUUUUCUUCUACUCUAUUUUAUUCUAUAUUAUUAUAUUGUAUUCCAUUCUAAUAUUAUUCCUGUACCUUACGGUUUUGUAUAUAUUCUACCUAAUUCUGUACUAUACCAUUUUAGUUGAUUCUUCUCUUUUAUAUAAAAUUCUAUUGCUCUAUUAUAUUACAUUCUAUUCUACUUCAUUCUUUUCUUUUUAAUUCUCUUCACUUCCACUCUAUUCUACUCUAGUAUAUACCAUUAAGUACUUCUUCUACUAUAUUCUAACCCAUUUUAUUACUUUCUAUUCUAUUCUAUUCUAUUCUAUUCUAUUCUAUUCUAUUCUAUUCUAUUCUAUUCUAUUCUAUUCUAUUCUAUUCUAUUCUAUUCUAUUCUAUUCUAUUCUAUUCUAUUCUAUUCUAUUCUACCUAAUUCUAUACUAUACCAUUCUAUUCCAUUAUUCUCUAUUAUAUUAUAUUCUACUUUAUUCUAUUCUAUUUUAUUCCAUUCCAUUCUAUACUAUUCUACUCUAUUCGUUUCCACUCUAUUCUGUUCUACCCUAUUGUGUUCUACUUUAUUCUAUUCUAUCAUAUUCUGCUCUAUUUUAAAGUAUUAUAUUCUAUUCCAUUCUUUCUUAUUCUAUUCGAUUCUAUUCUACGCUAUUCUACUUCAUUAUGUUCCAUUCUAUUCGGUUCCACUCUAUUGUAUACUAUUCUACUUUAGUCCUAUUCUAUUCUAUUCUAUUCUAUUCUAUUCUAUUCUAUUCUAUUCUAUUCUAUUCUAUUCUAUUCUAUUCUAUUCUAUUCUAUUGUAUCCUAUUCUAUGCUAUGCUAUGCUAUGCUAUGCUAUGCUAUUCUAUUCUAUUCUAUUCUAUUCUAUUCUAUUCUAUUUCCUUCGAUUCUAUUCUACUUUAUUAAAUUCCAUCAUAUUUCAUUUUCUAUUGUAUUACAUUCUAUUCUAUUUCAUUUUUUUCUUUUCAAUUCUUUUCGAUUCCUCUCUAUUCUACUUUAGUCUAUACCACUGAGUUCUUCUUCUACUAUAUUCUAACCUAUUUUAUUACGUUCUAUUCUAUUCUAUUCUAUUCUAUUCUAUUCUAUUCUAUUCUAUUCUAUUCUAUUCUAUUCUAUUCUAUUCUAUUCUAUUCUAUUCUAUUCUAUUCUAUUCUAUUCUAUUCUAUUCUAUUCUAUUCUAUUCUAUUAUAUUCUAUUCUAUUCUAUUCUAUUCUAUUCUAUUCUAUUCUAUUCUAUUCUAUUCUAUUCUAUUCUAUUCUAAUCUCUUCUAUUUUAUUUUAUUUUAUUUUAUUUUAGUUUAUUUUAUUUUAUUUUAUUUUAUUUUAUUAUAUUUUAUAUUAUUUUAUUGUAUUCUAUUCUAUACUAUUCUAUUCUAUUCUAUUCUAUUCUAUUCUAUUCUAUUCUAUUCUACUCUAUUCUAUUCUAUUCUAUUCUAUUCUACUCUAUUCUAUUCUAUUCUAUUCCAUUCAAUUCUAUUCUAUUCCAUUCAAUUCUAUACUAUUCUAUUUUAUUCUAUUCUAUUCUAUGCUAUUCUAUUCUAUUCUACUCUAUUCUAUUCCAUUCUACUCUAUACUGUUCUGUUUUACUUUAUUGUAUCCUACUUUAUUCUCUACUCUACUCUAUUCUACUCUACUCUUUGCUCUUUUAUUCUACUCUAUUCUAUUCUAUUCUAUUCUAUUCUAUUCUAUUCUAUUCUAUUCUAUUCUAUUCUAUUCUAUUCUAUUCUAUUCUAUUCUAUUCUACUCUAUUCUAUUCUAUUCUAUUCUAUUCUAUUCUAUUAUAUUCUAUCCUAUUCUAUUCUAUUCUAUUCCAUUCAAUUCUAUACUAUUCUACUUUUUUCUAUUCUACUCUAGUCUACUUUAUUCUGUUUCAUUCUUUUCGAUUCCACUCUAAUCUAUUCUACUUUAUAAGGUUCUAUUCUAGUUAAUUCUAUUCUAUACUGUUCUGUUCUACUCUAUUGUAUCCUACUUUAUUCUCUACUCUACUCCAUUCUACUCUACUCUUUGCUCUUUUAUUCUACUCUAUUCUAUUCUAUUCUAUUUCCUUCGAUUCUAUUAUACUUUAUUCCAUUCCAUCAUAUCUCAUAUUCUAUUAUAUUACAUUCUAUUUUAUUUCAUUCUUUUCUUUUCAAUUCUCUUCGAUUCCACUCUAUUCUACUCUAGUAUAUACCAUUGAGUUCUUCUUCUACUAUAUUCUAACCUAUUUUAUUACUUUCUUUUUUAUUCUAUUCUAUUCUAUUCUAUUCUAUUCUAUUCUAUUCUAUUCUAUUCUAUUCUAUUCUAUUCUAUUCUAUUCUAUUCUAUUCUAUUCUAUUCUAUUCUAUUCUAUUCUAUUCUAUUCUAUUCUAUUCUAUUACAUUCAAUUCUAUACUAUUCUACUUUAUAAUGUUCUAUUCUAUUUAACUCUACUCUAUACUGUUCUGUUCUACUCUAUUGUAUCCUACUUUAUUCUCUACUCUGCUCUAUUCUACCCUACUCUUUUCUCUUUUAUUCUACUCUAUGCUAUUCUAUUCUAUUCUAUUCUAUUCUAUUCUAUUCUAUUCUAUUCUAUUCUAUUCUAUUCUAUUCUAUUCUAUUCUAUUCUAUUCUAUUCUAUUCUAUUCUAUUCUAUUCUAUUCUAUUCUAUUCUAUUCUAUUCUAUUCUAUUCUAUUCUAUUCUAUUCUAUUCUAUUCUAUUCUAUUCUAUUCUAUUCUAUUCUAUUCUAUUCUAUUCUAUUUUAUUCUAUUUUAUUCUAUUUCCUUCGAAUCUAUUAUACUUUAUUCCAUUUACUACUUCCAUCUGCUUUAUUCUAUUUUCUUAUAUACUCAGGUUUUGUAUUCUAUACCUACUGUCUCUUUUUAAAACCAAUUCUUUUAAUAAAUUUCAUUUUUGUGCUAUCCCAGAUUAUACUGUUAUAUUUUUUUCAAUUUUCUCUUUUAUUCGGCAUUACUGUUCUAUUGUUUUGUGUUUUAUCCUGCUCUAUUUUUAUUAUAAUUUAUACUAUUUUAUUCUAUUCUAUACCAUUCUCUUCUAUUCUAAUAUGUUCUAUUUUAUCCUAUUCUUUUUUAUUUUAUCCAAAUUUGUUUCGGAAACAUUCACAAAUAUUUUUAUUUAUUUUCUUUAAUUCAAAUUCUUAGCUGUCCUAUUCAAGAGUACAUUAAAUACUAUUCUAUUUAUUUUUAUUCAAUUCCCUUCUAAUUCUAUUUUAUUCUACUGUUUUAUCUUAUGUUCUAUUCUAACUAUUAUAUUCUAUUGCAUUCUAUUCUAGUGUGUUCUGUUCUAUUCCACUCUAUUCUUAUUCUAUUUUAUUAUUUUCUAGUCUUUUUUAUUUUAUUCAAUACUAUACAGGAUGUGGUCCUAAAAGGUUUUUUACUAUUAUUUUCUGUUCUUUAGUUACUCUAUUUUGUUCAUUCUUUUUUAUCUUAUACUCUUAUUAAACUAUAAUGUUCCUAUAUUAUAGUACAUUUAUUAUCCUUCCAAAUUCCUAACUACAGCAUGCUAUCUAUACUGUUUCUUAUUUUAUUUUCUUAUCAUUUCUACACUACGUAAUUUAAUCUCUAUCUUCUAUGUGUUACUAUUAUAUAUUAUUAAAUGUAUUUUUUACACCAUCUUGUACUUUUCUGGGCUAAACUAAUACUGAUAUUUAUUAUUGUAUUUUGUACUAUUAUUUUAUACCUAAUAGUUUUAUUUUUUAUAAAUAUGUUACAGUACCUUUUUUACUUUUCAUUAUUACAUAGGACAAUAUUUAGGGUAAUUAUACCUUUUGGAAUUUUAUACCAUUUCAAUCAACAACCAUCAUUUUAACAAAUUUAUAGUAGUAUACGACAUUUUAUAUUUUUUCUUCCUUAAUUUCUUUUUUAUGUUUUUCGCUUUAAUCAAUUAUGUUUAGUUAUAUGCAACCAACAUUUCGAUAAUAUUAGGUAAUACAAAUUUUUAGAUCAUUGUUCAAAGGAUAUGCAUCAGAACUCUGUGUAUUGUUAUUAUAUACAUAUUUAUUUGGUUGAAUUUUUAUAUUUUAAUUUUCUAUGAAAAAAUACUGAAUAAAUUAUUUUAAAGUG